CGCCCAGGAGCCCCGAGACCAGCCGCUGCCGGGCCCUAGCGCCCCCCGUAUUACCAGGCGUGCCCCGCAGAAUGCUCUCCAACUUUCCUCCCCUGAUGCCACCUCAUCGCGGCUGGACACAUCGUCUCAGGCGGCGGCAGUAGCGGCGACGGCGGCGCCCGGGAGCCCGAGUCUUCGCGGCGCCCCCGUCCCUCCCCCGCCGCACCCCGCCCCGGCGCGAGAGGAGAGCGCGAGAGCCCGAGCCGCGGGCGGGCGGGCGGCGAAGAUGGCAGAGGCGCCGGCCUCCCCGGCCCCGCUCUCUCCGCUCGAAGUGGAGCUGGACCCGGAGUUCGAGCCCCAAAGCCGGCCGCGCUCCUGUACGUGGCCCCUGCAGAGGCCGGAGCUCCAGGGGAGCCCGGCCAAGCCCUCGGGGGAGGCGGCCGCUGACUCCAUGAUCCCCGAGGAGGAGGACGAUGAAGACGACGAGGACGGCGGCGGUAGGGCCGGCUCGGCCAUGGCGAUCGGCGGCGGCGCGGGCGGCCCGCUGGGCUCAGGGCUGCUCCUGGAGGACUCGGCUCGGCUGCUAGCUCCGGGAGGGCAGGACCCCGGGUCCGGGCCAGCCCCCGCGGCGGGCGCGCUGAGCGGGGGGACGCAGACGCCGCUGCAGCCUCAGCAGACACUGCCACCGCCGCAGCCGGGGGCGGCUGGGGGCUCCGGGCAGCCGAGGAAAUGCUCGUCGCGACGGAACGCCUGGGGGAACCUGUCAUACGCUGACCUGAUCACUCGCGCCAUCGAGAGCUCCCCGGACAAACGUCUCACUCUGUCCCAGAUCUACGAGUGGAUGGUGCGCUGCGUGCCCUACUUCAAGGAUAAGGGCGACAGCAACAGCUCUGCCGGCUGGAAGAACUCCAUCCGGCACAACCUGUCGCUGCACAGCCGGUUCAUGCGGGUUCAGAAUGAGGGGACCGGCAAGAGCUCAUGGUGGAUCAUCAACCCCGACGGGGGGAAGAGCGGGAAGGCGCCCCGGCGGCGGGCCGUCUCCAUGGACAACAGCAACAAGUACACCAAGAGCCGGGGCCGUGCGGCCAAGAAGAAGGCAGCCCUGCAGACCGCCACCGAGUCAGCAGACGACAGUCCCUCCCAGCUCUCCAAGUGGCCCGGCAGCCCCACGUCUCGCAGCAGUGAUGAGCUGGAUGCGUGGACCGACUUCCGCUCACGCACCAAUUCCAAUGCCAGCACGGUCAGUGGCCGCCUGUCCCCUAUCCUGGCUAGCACGGAGUUGGACGACGUUCAGGAUGAUGACGCGCCACUCUCCCCCAUGCUCUACAGCAGCUCGGCCAGCCUGUCCCCCUCCGUCAGCAAGCCGUGCACCGUGGAGCUGCCCCGGCUGACCGACAUGGCGGGCACCAUGAAUCUGAACGACGGGCUGGCCGACAACCUCAUGGACGACCUGCUGGACAACAUCGCGCUCCCUGCGUCCCAGCCAUCGCCCCCCGGAGGGCUCAUGCAGCGCAGCUCCAGCUUCCCAUACACCACCAAGGGCUCCGGCCUGGGCUCCCCCACCAGCUCCUUCAGCAGCACGGUGUUUGGCCCCUCGUCUCUGAACUCCCUGCGUCAGUCUCCCAUGCAGACCAUCCAAGAGAACAAGCCAGCCACCUUCUCUUCCAUGUCGCACUACGGCAACCAGACACUCCAGGACCUGCUCACGUCGGACUCACUCAGCCACAGCGAUGUCAUGAUGACCCAGUCGGACCCCUUGAUGUCUCAGGCCAGCACCGCUGUGUCCGCCCAGAACUCCCGCCGGAGCGUGAUGCUUCGCAGCGAUCCAAUGAUGUCCUUUGCCGCCCAGCCUAACCAGGGGAGUUUGGUCAAUCAGAACUUGCUCCACCACCAGCACCAAACCCAGGGCGCUCUCGGUGGCAGCCGUGCCUUGUCAAGUUCCGUCAGCAACAUGGGCUUGAGCGAUUCCAGCAGCCUCGGGUCAGCCAAACACCAGCAGCAGUCUCCUGUCAGCCAGUCUAUGCAAACCCUCUCGGACUCUCUCUCAGGCUCCUCCUUGUACUCAGCUAGUGCACACCUUCCCGUCAUGGGCCACGAGAAGUUCCCCAGCGACUUGGACCUGGACAUGUUCAUGGGAGCUUGGAAUGUGACAUGGAGUCCAUUAUCCGUAGCGAACUCAUGGAUGCUGAUGGGUUGGAUUUUAACUUUGAUUCACUCAUCUCCACACAGAACGUUGUUGGUUUGAAUGUGGGGAGCUUCACUGGUGCUAAGCAGGCCUCAUCUCAGAGCUGGGUGCCAGGCUGAAGGCUCACUGAGGAAAGGGGAAGUGGGCAGAGCAGGUCAGUGCCCAGGGCUACGGCAUAGCAAUAACAGGGGCGGUGGGGGACAAUGGCUUUCAUUUACGUGGUGCGCAGUAACCUGGCUCCCAGCCAGUUCAUUCUGAGUGGUACCAGCAAAACAAGUAGGGCUGUCAGGUGCCCCUCCCCACAGUUUGCUGACAGCUCAGGAGUUUUACUGCCAGUAAAAAGAAUACACAUUCA
Messenger RNA from Lagenorhynchus albirostris (white-beaked dolphin), 2519 nucleotides. It is a transcript of the gene FOXO3, whose product is annotated as forkhead box O3. Gene Ontology annotation, biological process: regulation of transcription by RNA polymerase II. Gene Ontology annotation, cellular component: nucleus; mitochondrial matrix. The record is from RefSeq and is a predicted model, not a curated record. Gene Ontology annotation, molecular function: RNA polymerase II cis-regulatory region sequence-specific DNA binding; DNA-binding transcription factor activity, RNA polymerase II-specific. NCBI's taxonomy places the organism in Eukaryota, Metazoa, Chordata, Mammalia, Artiodactyla, Delphinidae.